Leptopilina boulardi is the source of this 394-nucleotide messenger RNA. Its product is annotated as trypsin inhibitor-like. Bases 102 to 341 code for a protein of 79 amino acids. The record is from RefSeq and is a predicted model, not a curated record. Lineage: Eukaryota; Metazoa; Arthropoda; Insecta; Hymenoptera; Figitidae. The transcript is spliced from 2 exons. Gene Ontology annotation, molecular function: serine-type endopeptidase inhibitor activity.
CUAACAAAGUUGUUCAAUAAUUUUGCUGAAAACAUUUAUAAAAUACUUGAUAAAAGAUAAUAAUUUGUAAUAUUAUAAACAAUAAUAAUAAAAUUAGAAAAAUGAAUAACAAAAUUCUUGUUAUAUUUAUAAUCUAUUUUAUUAUUUCAAAGUCAAAAGUGAUCGCUCCUAAUCCUUCCUGUAGAUUACAAAAGGACAGGGGACCAUGCGACGGAGUUUUUCCAAGAUAUUGGUAUGUAUUUUCUCAAGCACGAUGUGAUCUAUUUAUUUAUGGAGGAUGCCAAGGAAAUGCAAAUAAUUUCAUAACUAAAGAAGAAUGUGAAAGACAAUGUAGAAGAUAAAAUUAUUUAUAAUUCAGUAAAUAUCCUGCUGAAAUGUUAUUUCAAUAGUCAAA